GCCUUCAUUAUUUCUGUCGGCCAGGGCAAUGUUUGCGCCAUUUCUUGCUCCGAGAGUGAAUUCAGGUCAUUUAGGCGAAGAGCUGUGCUUCCUAGGUAUCUACGGAGUCUGCCUGCUUUUCCUGGUCUGUACGGAGUAUCCCGAGGUCCCAUCCUUGUCGAAGAUAUAUGUUAAUUUUGAUUGUCUCGCUGGUGAAAUAAGAAGCCUUGCUUUAAUGAGACGGACCAUGCGGCUGGAUGUACGGAGUACGGAGCAAGGUUGUCAUCCUGUUCUGCAUGGCAAUUAUUGAAUAUAUGCAGUUAUGGCGACUAUAAAUAGCAACAGAUAUUGGAUUGGGGCCUGGAUAAAGGUCGAAGGAAGCACAAACAUGACGUAGAGACAAAGGGAUUGACGGUAUUCAAGAUGGAAAACCUGAAGAUCGACUGACGCCCUCGAUGUCAUGAUAGUCUACCGAGUACUCCGUACAUUCAAACAAAAUGAUUGAAUAAGUGCUAGAGUUGAACCUAGAUUUGCAGAAAAAAAGGGACACGGAAAUGUUUGAUGAGGUUCAUGUUUAGUUAGUUAGUUAUGUCCGAGGAACUGAUGACCAACCAGGGGGGUCAUUGAAAAAAAAGAAAAAAAGAAAAAAAGAAAAGAAACGACCAACAAAACCAGUCAAAAUGCUCGAAAAGAAUGCAAAAUAACAAAUUGGUAGAAUGCUUUUAAUUCUAAGGGGUAGACACAAUCCACAAAGUAUGUCU
Aspergillus ochraceoroseus IBT 24754 is the source of this 740-nucleotide messenger RNA. RefSeq lists its product as uncharacterized. Lineage: Eukaryota; Fungi; Ascomycota; Eurotiomycetes; Eurotiales; Aspergillaceae. Bases 29 to 289 code for a protein of 86 amino acids. The record is from RefSeq and is a predicted model, not a curated record. The transcript has a single exon.